This is a messenger RNA of Arvicola amphibius (Eurasian water vole), 4399 nucleotides long. It is a transcript of the gene Rnf43, whose product is annotated as ring finger protein 43. Gene Ontology annotation, molecular function: frizzled binding; ubiquitin protein ligase activity. The record is from RefSeq and is a predicted model, not a curated record. Lineage: Eukaryota; Metazoa; Chordata; Mammalia; Rodentia; Cricetidae. The transcript has 10 exons. Bases 744 to 3095 code for a protein of 783 amino acids. Gene Ontology annotation, biological process: Wnt receptor catabolic process; ubiquitin-dependent protein catabolic process.
CCCAGGGGAGGGAGUUAGAGCUAGAACGCCAAUUACCAACCACAGGCUUCCUGCUGUGGGGAGCUGAUCCAGAAUUGUCUCUGGAAAGGAAGCGUGAGUCCUUCCUUCUUCUGAACUUCCCAAGUCCAUCCAUGAUUCAGAGAUACCGCCUUCUCCCUCUGGGAUUUUCUGUUUCUGGUAUUGAAUUGUUGUAUUUACUACUUUGUUGUCUUUCAAGAGCUGAUCAUUUAAUUUUCUGUACAGAAACUGGGGGAAAGGACUUUUGUUAGAUUUCGGAGAGGAUUUUGGAUCUUCUUUAAGCAUUUCCAGAGUCCUUGAGGACAGUAGCUCUCGUCCUGGAAUAAGUUUCUGCCUUUGACCUGCGUGGAUUGCUUUCUCAGGCUUCGGAAUUUCUCGGCACCUACCUGUAGUGCGUGCACUUGUCUGACUGCAGAGUGAGAAGGUGGAGGAAAACUGAGCUGCACUGGGUUAAGCAGCUCAGAUCUUUUAAAAGCAGGAUUUAUAAAAGCAUAAUUGAAUUUGUUUCACCCCCGUGGAUUCCAGUGGGCCCGACAGCGCAACAGGAAUGCCCCCUGUGCUUGGGAAUACACUGUAGAGACAGGAAGGACCAGAGCUCUGACUUGGCUUUCGGAAACUGAAGCACAGCGUCUUUCCCCUCCAUUUUCUGGAUCUGAGAACCUGCCUUCGGGAUGAGCUAGUGGAAGCAGUAUGCAUGGCCGAAGAGCAUUGGUGCAGCUGGUAGCAUGAGUGGCAGCCAGCAGCUGCAGCUGGCUGCCCUCUGGCCCUGGCUGCUGAUGGCUACCCUGCAUGCAGGCUUUGGACGCACAGGACCCGUGCUGGCAGCAGCGGUGGAGUCUGAGAGAUCAGCAGAACAGAAAGCUAUUAUCAGAGUGAUUCCCCUGAAAAUGGACCCCACAGGAAAACUGAAUCUCACUUUGGAAGGUGUGUUUGCUGGUGUUGCAGAAGUAACUCCAGCGGAAGGGAAAUUAAUGCAGUCCCACCCGCUGUACCUGUGCAAUGCCAGUGACGACGACAACCUGGAGCCUGGCUUCAUCAGCAUCGUCAAGCUGGAGAGUCCUCGAAGGGCUCCUCGGCCCUGCCUGUCACUGGCCAGUAAGGCCCGAAUGGCUGGCGAGCGUGGAGCUAGUGCGGUGCUCUUUGACAUCACCGAGGAUCGAUCAGCAGCUGAGCAGCUGCAGCAGCCGCUGGGACUGACUUGGCCAGUGGUGCUGAUCUGGGGUAAGGAUGCUGAGAAGCUGAUGGAGUUUGUGUACAAGAACCGGAAGGCCCAUGUGAGGAUUGAGCUGAAGGAGCCCCCGGCGUGGCCAGAUUAUGACGUGUGGAUCCUCCUGACUGUGGUGGGCACCAUCUUCGUGAUCGUCCUGGCUUCAGUGCUGCGCAUCAGGUGUCGCCCCCACCGUAGCAGACAGGACCCUCUUCAGCAACGGACAGCCUGGGCCAUCAGCCAGCUGGCCACCAGGAGGUACCAAGCCAGCUGUAGGCGGGUGCGAGCCGAGUGGCCAGACUCAGCGAGUAGCUGCAGCUCAGCCCCUAUGUGUGCCAUCUGCCUGGAGGAGUUCUCAGAGGGGCAGGAGCUCCGGGUCAUUUCCUGCCUCCAUGAGUUCCACCGUACCUGCGUGGACCCCUGGCUACACCAGCAUCGGACUUGCCCCCUCUGCAUGUUCAACAUCGUAGAAGGAGAUUCAUUUCCCCAGGGCCUGGGGGCCUCUCCAUCUUACCAGGAACCAGGCAGGAGGCUCCACCUCAUUCGCCAGCAUCCUGGCCAUGCCCACUAUCAUCUCCCCUCUGCCUACCUGUUGGGACCUUCCAGGAAUUCAGGGGCCAUCCCCCCAAGACCUAGGCCCUUCCUGCCCUCCCAGGAGCCGAGAAUGGGCUCUCGGCAUCAACGCCUCCCCAGGGCUUCACAUCUCCGUGCCCCAGAAGAACAGCAGCACCUGGCAGUACCUCAGCACCCCUACGCGCAGGGCUGGGGGCUGAGGCGCCUCCGAUGUACCUCUCAGCACCCCACAGCUUGCCCAGCGGCCCUGCGUCGGGCCAGGCCUCAUGACAGCAGCGGAUCUGGAGAAAGCUACUGUACAGAACGCAGCGGCUACCUGGCAGAUGGGCCAGCCAGUGACUCCAGCUCAGGGCCCUGCCAUGGCUCUUCCAGUGACUCAGUGGUCAACUGCACAGACAUCAGCCUGCAGGGCAUCCAUGGCAGCAGUUCGACCUUCCACAGCUCCCUGAGCAGUGACUUUGACCCCUUGGUGUACUGCAGCCCCGAAGGGGAUCUCCGAGGGAAAAGAACGCAACAUAGGAUGACCUCUCGACCCCGUUCCCUGGAGUCAGUGGUACCCACUGGGGAGACUCGGGUUUCCAGCCACAUCCACUAUCACCGCCACGGCCACCACCACUACAAAAAGCGGUUCCAGUGGCAUGGCAGGAAGCCUGGCCCAGAAAAUGUCCCUCAGCCCAGGCCUACUGCUCCUCAGACUCAGCUCCAACCGGAGCCAUCUAUCUUGGACCCCAAGUCGACCACGCCCAACCCAGCAGCUUCUUCAGUGCUCCCCAACACACACCGGCCCAGGUCCCUUACAGAGCCAGCUCCUGGCCUAGCAGAAGCUGCCAGCCCCAACCCCAAUUCCAACCCCAACAGUCUUUUGAACUUGCAGAAAUCCAGCCUCCCUGUCCGACACCCACAGAGAAAACGGCGGGGUGGCCUCUCAGAACCCUUGCCAACCUCUCGGCCCCAAGACUUGACUGUGCACCCAGCUUGCCAGGUUUUCCCCGGUUACAGCCCCAGCCUAGCAUACCCUUGGCCCCCAGAGGCUCAUCCAUUGAUCUUCAGACCUCCAGGCCUGGACAAGAGGCUGCUGUAUGAAGCCCCAAGCCCCUGUUACUCACGGUCGCAGCCAGUGUGGUUGUAUCUGCCCCCCCGCCAGCCUCUGGGACCAUGCUCUCCUGGAGAGGGACAUUCCGAGUGGAGUUCUGACAUGCCAGAGGGAAGAUCAUGCCCUUAUCCACACUGCCAGGUGCUACCAGCCCAGCCUGGCUCGGAGGAGGAGCUUGAGGAGCUCUGUGAACAAGCGGUGUGAUGUGAGAUGACCAGACAUAGCUCCAACCACGGGUGUGCUCCAGACGACUCAGGGUUCUACCCGGCACAGGGUUCUGCUCCUGGGAGAAGCCAGGGCCUCAGCAAGCCUCUCUUUUUGCCGCACUUCCUGGGACCACCGGAAGAAGAGUGGUGAUGGUGGAUGGCGGGAGGUGCUGCUCUCUGCCCCUAGCUCCCAGGCUUGUCUGCAGAACACACCCACUGUGCAAAGGUCCUGUGUCCAGCCAGACCGCCAGCCACGAUGCAGUUGUGGGGUGGGUCUCUAAAGGCUGAGUUUUUGACAGGAAGCUAGGGUGAAUGUCUAGGUGUCCUCAAGGUGCUGCUUUCCCCAGCCCAGCUGGGUCUCCUGCUGGGUCUCCUUUGCUCCAGGCCUCUGGUUCACACAAGCCAAUGGGCUCGGCUGAGGGCAUGGCUGUCAAGGCUUCACAGGGGCGACUUCAGCUUGAUCAGUCCCCGUCUUCACACAAGAACAAGGGGAUUUGGUGAGCCCCUGUCCUUAGGGAGGUCUCUGCACCUUCUCCAGCCAGUGCCUGCCCUGGUGCUCAGGGAGGAGUAGUCUCCUUCCCUGUUCUUAAACUGAUCUUAAGUUGCAGGCUUCGGGAGCCAGGGUGUAGAGUUCGGUCCCAGAGGUGGGGACUUUUGACAAACCUGGGAUGAAUCUUUUGAUUAUCAAACUCCGCGUCACUCCAGCAACUCCAGUUCCUCUGAGGUAGAGAGCAGGAAGAGAGAGAACAACUCCUCCUGGAAGCUCUCCUGUCUCUAAGUCCCACAGCAGGCAGAGAGGAAACUGACCACCUGGGAAGAGGGAGAGGAUGAGAUGAAGGCAGGGAAAGCAAAAUCACAGCUGAGCAAGGGCAGAAUUUCUCUCAGAGUGAUUCUCAAAGAUGGAGCAUGUGGCCUCGUGGGUUUGCAGGGCCCAGAGGCCCACCUUCCCAGUGCAAGCCGUACAACCCAACAGAAGGUGUACACGUGGAAUCAGAGCAACAGGUUGGCCUGGGCCGCUUGUACCAAGUGGACAAGGGCUGAGGGGCCUCCUGUAGCUCUUCAUCCCAGGGCUUCCUGACCAUUGUUAGCCCCUCAGGCAUUAUCCUUGCCUGGAAUGUGAAUGUGGGGGCAAAAUGGGCAUGGGAUCCUACUUGGGAACCUUGUCUCCUCAGAGUCAAUGAGGAGACUGGCACCCAGGCACCCACAUAGGUAUUUAUAUCUGAACCAGACAGAAAGAUGCUUGAAUCAGGCACUAUGUUGAGAAAUGUAUUUAUUUGCUAAUAUAUUUAUCCAUAAAUAUGA